Messenger RNA from Penicillium arizonense, 948 nucleotides. RefSeq names its product ankyrin repeat domain-containing protein. Gene Ontology annotation, molecular function: protein binding. The annotation marks the transcript as partial. NCBI's taxonomy places the organism in Eukaryota, Fungi, Ascomycota, Eurotiomycetes, Eurotiales, Aspergillaceae. The record is from RefSeq and is a predicted model, not a curated record. The transcript has a single exon.
GCUGAGCUGCCUCUUCACCAAGCAGUAUCCUAUGGGUCGGUAGACGCUGUCAAACGACUUCUCAGACAAAAAGGUCUUAGUUUGGAUAUUCAAAACCGGAAAGGCUCUACGGCGCUCCAUCUCGCCGUUCAAAACAACCGUUUGGAAAUGGUCAAUUUGCUCCUAAGUCACCCCCGUGCCAACGUGAACUGCAAAGACAAAGAUGGCAAUACGCCACUUUGGCUGUCUACUUACUCGUCAUGCGACGGGAUAACCGACAGGCUGUUGGCCGAGAAAGACAUCAACGUUAAUUUUGUUGGAGGCCGCGGGACAUCCGAGACACCGUCUACAUCUCUCCACCACGCCGCGGUCAGAUUGGAUACUGUGCUCCUACGACGGCUGCUUGCGGUGCCAGGGAUCAGUCUGAAUCUCUGUGUUGCAGGCCACUCUCCAAUCUCCGUGGCCGCAUAUCACGGACGCGUGAACACAGUUGCUUGUCUACUGAGUAUGGAGAGCGUGGAGAUCAAUGGAAGGGACGUGAUCGAUCCGUCCCUUUGUCGAGCGGUUGCACAAGGCCAUCUCGAUGUUGUAGGACUCUUAGUGCAGCAAGGCGCACGUCUGAACAUCAACGAAAGCACGAUCGCAACUCACGACACUGCUCUCUGCAUGGCCGCCCGUGGCGGUGACUUGGAGAUGGUCCAGGCACUACUACGCCAUGAUCGAAUUGAUGUGAGCCUCAGGAAUCGAUGGUCUGAGGAUCCAUUGAUGUUGGCGGUCAAGGGUGGACAUUCCUCGAUUGUUGAUGCACUUGUGGUCAAUCCCAGAUUGAAAUACUUCAGUUUGAAGCGAUCCCUGGAUCUAGCAAGGAACGAUUACAUCCAGAAAGUCAUUCGAGGCAGAAUGGAAGACGACAACACUCGUCAAGGAUUGUUGCAGCGGUCUACGAGGAGAAGGCUACGUGGUCUGUAA